Euleptes europaea (tarantolino) is the source of this 4269-nucleotide messenger RNA. RefSeq names its product aquarius intron-binding spliceosomal factor (gene AQR). NCBI's taxonomy places the organism in Eukaryota, Metazoa, Chordata, Lepidosauria, Squamata, Sphaerodactylidae. The coding region runs from base 16 to 4269 and encodes 1417 amino acids. The record is from RefSeq and is a predicted model, not a curated record. The transcript has 32 exons. Gene Ontology annotation, cellular component: catalytic step 2 spliceosome. Gene Ontology annotation, molecular function: helicase activity; mRNA binding. Gene Ontology annotation, biological process: mRNA splicing, via spliceosome.
GCCAUUAGAAAGAUAAUGCUUCUGGAAUUCAGCCAGUACCUCGAAAAUUACUUGUGGAUGAAUUAUUCUCCUGAGGUGUCCAGCAAGGCUUAUUUGAUGUCAAUCUGCUGCAUGGUGAAUGAAAAGUUCAGGGAGAAUGUGCCUGCAUGGGAGACAUUCAAAAGAAAGCCGGAGCACUUCCCGUUCUUUUUCAAACGCGUUUUGGAAGCAUCCUUGGCUGAGAACGACAGUGAAUUCUCACUGCAAGAGCAAACAAUCCUCCUGCUGUUCCUUGAUCACUGUUUCAACAGCUUGGAAGUGGAUUUGAUCAGAGCCCAAGUCCAGCAGCUCAUCUCCCUGCCAAUGUGGAUGGGCCUGAAACCUGCUCGUCUGGAACUCGAAUUGAAGAAGACACCAAAGCUUCGGAAAUUUUGGAAUUUGAUCCUGAAGAAUGAUGAGAAAAUGGAUGAGAAUACACGAAUGCAAGCAUACAAAGAAAGACUAUUUCUUUCACAGCUGAUCCAGAAAUUCAUCUCUGUAUUAAAAUCGAUACCCCUUUCAGGCUCCCUCUCUAUGGAUAAAGUGCACUACUGUGAAAGAUUCAUUGAACUCAUGAUAGAUCUAGAGGCCUUGCUUCCAACACGGCGAUGGUUUAAUACUAUCUUAGAUGAUUCCCACCUAGUUGUACAUUGCUACUUAUCCAGUCUGGCCAAAAGAGACAAGGAGGGUCAUCUUUUCUGCCAGCUUUUAGAUAUGCUAAAAUUCUACACUGGUUUUGAAAUUAAUGACCAGACUGGAAAUGCGUUGACAGAGAAUGAGAUGACGACAAUUCACUAUGACAGAAUUACUUCCCUCCAGAGAGCAGCUUUUGCUCAUUUUCCUGAACUGUACAAUUUCGCCCUCUCAAAUGUGUCAGCUGUCGAUACGCGUGACUCACUGGUAAAACUUUUUGGUCCUUUAAGUCCUGUCACACUCCACCAGGUGGCAUCAUAUCUCUGUUUACUGCCAGCCCUACCUGAAGGGGAAGAUACAAGCUAUGAAAAAGAAUUUCUACUAGAACUAUUGGUGUCCCGGCAUGAACGCCGAAUUUCUCAGAUACAGCAGCUCAAUCAGAUGCCUCUGUAUCCUACAGAAAAAAUUAUUUGGGACGAAAACAUUGUCCCAACUGAGUACUAUUCUGGAGAAGGUUGCCUUGCCCUCCCCAAAUUGAAUUUACAGUUUCUGACUCUUCACGACUACCUCCUGAGAAAUUUCAACCUCUUUCGCCUAGAAUCGACCUAUGAAAUCAGGCAGGACAUUGAAGACAGCGUCAGUAGGAUGAAACCUUGGCAGUCUGAAUACGGCAGCGUUGUCUUCGGUGGUUGGGCUCGGAUGGCACAGCCCAUUGUCUCUUUCACAGUGGUAGAGGUGGCGAAGCCCAACAUCGGGGAAAACUGGCCUAUGAGAGUCCGAGCGGAUGUUACAGUGAACUUGAAUGUUAGAGACAACAUCAAAGAUGAAUGGGAAGGCCUCCGCAAACAUGAUGUUUGCUUUUUAAUUACCGUCCGACCCACACAGCCAUAUGGCACGAAGUUCGAUAGAAGACAACUGUUCGUUGAGCAGACCGGCCUGGUCUACGUGCGAGGGUGUGAAAUCCAGGGCAUGUUGGAUGAUAAAGGCCGUGUCAUUGAAGAGGGACCAGAACCAAAGCCAAGACUUAAAGGAGACUCCAGAACAUUCAGAGUGUUCUUGGAUCCUAACCAAUAUCAACAGGAUAUGACCAACACCAUCCAGAAUAAAACCGAAGACGUCUAUGAGACGUUUAAUAUAAUCAUGAGAAGAAAGCCGAAGGAAAACAACUUCAAAGCUGUGCUGGAGACUAUACGGAAUUUGAUGAACACGGACUGUGUGGUCCCUGGCUGGUUACAUGACAUCAUCCUUGGUUAUGGAGACCCAAGCAGUGCUCAUUAUUCCAAAAUGCCCAAUCAAAUUGCCUCCCUGGAUUUCAAUGAUACCUUCCUUUCUAUUGAUCAUUUAAAAGCCAGCUUUCCUGGGUACAGCAUUAAAGUGGCUGUUGAAGAUCCUGCACUACAGAUUCCUCCAUUCAGGAUAACUUUUCCAGUCAGAAAUGAUGCAGGAAAGAAACGGAAGGAGUGUGAGGAUGGUGAAAAGGCUGAAGACCAGAAAACAUUGAUUGUUGAGCCUCAUGUCAUUCCCAACAGAGGACCUUACCCAUAUAAUCAACCCAAACGCAAUACAAUUCAGUUUACUCAUACACAGAUCGAAGCUAUACGUGCUGGAAUGCAGCCUGGAUUGACAAUGGUUGUGGGGCCUCCUGGUACAGGCAAAACUGAUGUGGCAGUACAGAUAAUAUCCAAUCUCUAUCACAACUUCCCGGAACAGAGGACUCUUAUUGUUACGCAUUCCAAUCAGGCCUUGAACCAGCUGUUUGAGAAAAUCAUGGCUCUAGACAUUGAUGAACGCCACCUCCUGCGUCUUGGUCAUGGAGAGGAAGAACUGGAGACAGAGAAAGACUUCAGCAGGUAUGGAAGAGUAAACUAUGUUCUCGCCCGGAGGCUGGAACUUCUGCGAGAAGUUGGGCGACUGCAAGAGAGUUUGGGGGUGCCAGGAGAUGUUUCCUAUACUUGUGAAACAGCUGGCCACUUCUUCUUGUAUCAAGUAAUGUCCCGUUGGGAAGAAUAUAUAAGCAAAGUGAAAGUUAAAGGUAGCAAGCCUCCUGAUGUUGGUGAUAUCUCCAGCUUUUUUCCUUUUCACCAGUAUUUUGCAAAUGCCCCUCAGCCGAUUUUUAAAGGCAGAUCUUACAAUGAAGACAUGGAAAUUGCUGAAGGGUGUUAUAGACAUAUCAAGAAAAUAUUCACCCAGCUUGAGGAAUUCAGAGCAUUUGAACUUCUUCGUAGUGGACUGGAUAGAUCCAAAUACUUGCUGGUGAAAGAAGCAAAGAUCAUUGCAAUGACUUGCACACAUGCUGCUUUGAAACGGCGUGACCUUGUUGAGCUGGGUUUCAAGUAUGAUAACAUCUUAAUGGAAGAGGCUGCUCAAAUACUGGAAAUUGAAACUUUUAUCCCACUCCUCUUACAGAAUCCACAGGAUGGGUUCAGCCGACUGAAACGAUGGAUUAUGAUUGGGGACCAUCAUCAGUUGCCACCAGUCAUUAAGAACAUGGCAUUCCAAAAAUAUUCCAACAUGGAGCAGUCUCUUUUUACACGGUUUGUCCGUGUGGGAGUGCCGACUGUUGACCUGGAUGCUCAAGGAAGAGCAAGAGCAAGCUUGUGCAAUCUCUACAACUGGCGUUACAAGAACUUGGGUAAUUUGCCACAUGUACAACUCUUGCCGGAAUUCAGAACAGCAAAUGCUGGUUUCCUGUAUGAUUUCCAGCUUAUAAAUGUCGAAGAUUUCCAUGGUGUAGGAGAAUCUGAGCCUAACCCUUAUUUCUAUCAGAAUCUUGGCGAGGCCGAAUAUGUUGUUGCUCUCUUCAUGUACAUGUGCCUGUUGGGUUACCCAGCAGAGAAGAUCAGUAUCUUGACCACAUAUAAUGGACAAAAACACCUGAUUCGAGAUAUUAUUAAUCAACGUUGUGGGAAUAACCCCAUGAUUGGAAGACCAAACAAGGUGACAACCGUCGAUAGGUUUCAAGGUCAGCAAAAUGAUUACAUCAUCCUUUCGCUUGUACGAACUAAAGCAGUUGGACACUUGAGGGACGUUCGGCGUUUGGUGGUUGCCAUGUCAAGAGCCAGACUUGGACUCUAUAUAUUUGCAAGAGUAUCACUAUUCCAGAACUGCUUUGAGCUGACUCCAGCUUUCAGCCAGCUCACUGCUCGACCUCUUCAACUGCAUAUAAUUCCUACAGAGUAUUUUCCAACAAUGCGGCAGAAUGGAGAACAUCCAUCUCACCAAGUUCAUCUGAUAAAGAAUAUGCCUCAGAUGGCCAACUUUGUGUACAACAUGUACAUGCAUAUGAUACAAAGUACACGCCAGUACAGACAGCCGCAUUUACUGCCACCUCCAGCACUUGUUGAAGAAAGUGAAAUACUCCAGUCACAGGAAAGUAUAAUAGUUCCAAGUCAGGAAGAUGAAAUGGAAACUGAAGCUGAAACCAAAACCACACCUGUGGAGACUGCGGUAGAGAAAGUGUUGGAUGAGAAAGAAAAGGUAGCAGAGGAAGAGGACGAGCCUCGGAAGAUGCCUGAACAUCCUGGAAGAGAUAGUGAUAGUGAAGACAGUGAACCAGAGGAGGACACUGAGAAGUCAACUUUACUGUGUCAAGCAAAGGCUGAAAAACAAAUCAGUUAG